AAAGUAUUAGUGGUAGAUCCGAACGACCGAGCUUUUCCCCUUUUCGCCUGCAGAUGGAUCGAAGACGAUGAGGGUGAUGGUUUUCGGGAAAAACGGAAGGGGCUGAGUGAAGACGAUGUUUGUGGGUUUAGAGGUUAUCUCUACAACGGCGAUGGUGAAGGCGCUACUACUAGUGACGGAACAUCGUCAGAGAACAAGAAGGAGGGAGCCUCAUCAGCUCAAAGGAAAAAACGGUCUCCAUUUCGUGUACAGGAAUUAAGUGGAACAUCAACGUCAAUGUCUUCUAGCAGUUCCUCUUCUAGCUCCUCUCUUUCGCCUAAAACUAGAGCGUCAAUAGCAGCAAAGAUCAACAAUAAUGCUGCACAGUGGUGCAGCAGCCUACGUGGAACUCUCUACCUUUCGAACUCUAUGACGUGUUUUGACCUCAUCGACAAUGCAGAAGCUAGAGAGGAGGCCAAUAUCAAGAGGAAGUUGAUAUUUGAAGAUGACGAUGAAGAUGGAGCUAGUACAACAGAUGCUGGAGGAUCAAGUAGUUCUUGUACAGAAACAGAAGAUGAACAACAGCAAAUAAGGAGUAGAAUUAAGGAUACGUACCAUCAACAAACAACAUCUCUCAACACAGCAACAUCUUUUAGAAGGCGGUUUCUACAUACUUACUCCAAUAGUGCUACUUCUAGAGUUGUUCUGAGAGAUGGGCGGUCGGUGCCUCUAAUAAGAAGAAAAAAGCCCAAUUAGAUCAAUGGCGACGCUGGCUCGAGACGCGAUCCUUUCCGAUACGAGACCCAGCUCGCCGUAGCUUUCUGAAGAACACAAAGGUCAAAAGCGAGUUCUUUUCUUGUGUUAGCGAAGAUUCCUGGCUCCAAGUUCCGCGUGGUUCUGCCAAGACUAAGGAAUUGUUCCGCAUUAUACUAAAGCCGCCUUCACCAUUGCUUGAGUUUUAUUUCUUGGUGUUUUUGGUUGUACAACUGUACUUCUUAAAUUUUUAGGUUGUUUCACUUUUACUAGGUAGUGGUAGUACUAAGUAAUAGGUUGUGCUACUAUUUGUAAUUAUAGAUCUAAGCCUAAGGUGAAGGAUGUUCAUGUCUUGAAGAUUGUAAUGCUAUGCUGCAACGACCUUUAAUCGGAGUAGCCUUUUCGGACAGGCCUCGGGGGAGCUGGACAUACCGGCAUUGUCCCUCACCGGCUACUUUCGACCAACGUCAGCGUUGCACAAACUGUUUGAUUUCCUGAAUGCGAACACGAAGACAGUAGUUAAGGGUCACCGUAAUCCACCAUGUCCGGAAGCAUUCUGGGAAGGCUUUUGAAGGGAGAAAGUGAAGCAGAAUGCUUCUCGAAAUGGAUUAGGGUGAGCUCUAAAGUAGCACAGAAGCAGAACACAUCCGAAGAUAGUACGUCCGAUGUGGGAAGCGGGUGUGGAGGGGGAAGGUACAACUUGCUUGUUUUUAGCCUGGGCAUGACUGGCUAAAGAGAGGGAGAAUCAACAACUACCACUACCACCUAAGUACACUCAGUUUGCUGCUCACUGAAUAUGUUGAUGCCUCCAACUACCACAAACACAGCGACCGCGUCGUCCCUUCCCAAGUGCUACAACGUGCAAAACUGCUGGCAGCGCGUUUAUCAGACCAAGAUCUUGGCGCAGGUUUUACCGAACCGAGACUCGAUAACUACGCUGACCUCGUCUACUACAGCUAUCAUUAUUAUGAAAAGAAAAUCUCUUAUCAUUAUCAAGUUUCUUAAGUAGAUAAGUAUGAUUUAAUGAUAACAUAUUUUGGUUUCAUAAUUAUCCAAACGCCAACUUGGAAGACCUGAAGCUGGGCGCCUUGGACUUGCAGCUGAAUGAAAAGCAGAAAGAGCGUCGAAAAGUGCGGCAGGCUGCUAGGGAGGAGGAGGUGAGCGAAGAGGAUGAUGAGCAUACCCCUUUCUCCAGUGCAAGUGAGUCUCUUAUGAUUAAGGCCUCACGUAAUCGACGUAAUCCAUGAUCUUGUUUCAGUUCAUCUCUCCGUGUGGGCCGUUGUCAAGUACAAUCAUGGGCACUUCUACAUCAGAUCGAUGAGAGAUUAUUCCGUUCAUCUCUCUGUGGGCCGUUGUCAAUGGACAAAAUAACUUUUAGAAUAGUCAGUGAGUUCAUUCUAAUCUUAGCGAAGAAGAUGAAGAAGAUAAUCUAGUGGAGAUCGACCUCGUCAAAAAGCUUCUUUUGCACGUCGAUUGGCGGUUCGAGAGCAAUAGAAGAAUCGUCGCAGCUGUAGUUUGUACAAUCUUGCUAUGGAUCAUGUUAUUUAUUCCAUCCUGACGACCAUCUAGGGCGCCCCUUUUCCCCUUAAAACUGUGUUGUACUACAGCCUACGGGGGGGCCUCGAUGGAUUGCCUAGAUGGAAAAAACAACAUCUAUACUUGCGAAAUCCAAGGUACCAUGCGCCAAUCUUCAACCGUCGCUCUGCAGCGCCUUCACCUGGGGAUGAUGUAUCCUGUUUCUCCAGUGUGAGCGCAGGACAAAUAGUAAACAACUUAAGGCUACAAGAAGAUGAAAUACAUAAUCCAUCAUGAAAUAAGUACAUAAUGAUCCAUCAGAAAUACAUAAUCCAUCUUACAAAUCCAUCACCAUCUUCGUCUUCCCGAGCAUCUCGGUCCGGUUUUUAUAGGGAAAUGAUAAGUCUUAGCCAAGAUGAUGAAGACGAAGAUGGAUAAUUUCUCUUCGUUCAUUCUAAAUAAAGUGAAUGACAUCUUCGAACCCGACGAAGAGACGACGAUAUGUGGACCUUCUAGUAGUCUUUUGUUUUUCGCAGUUCUUGCUGGAAACGUUGACGUCGCGGAAACGUUGCUCGAUCUGUUGAAUGAAGAGGAACAGAAAAAGAAGGCGUCUGAGGGUGCUAACAACACCACGGAACAUGAUUAAGGGUAGUUGCAAGUUGAUGACCUCGACCUCCUCUCUAUGAGCAGCAUCUCGAUGGCUUCUCUUCUAGUACGAAAGCCCUAGUGAUGGACCCAAGAUAGCAGCAACCAUACUCAUCAUCACAGGUCUUGCUAAUUGAAAGCUUGAGAAGAAGGAAAGCCAUAGAUAUGCGAGCUAGUGGGGUCAACUCUCAGCCCCUAAGAACAAGAGGAACAUCUACAGCAUCGCGUCGCAUCAAGACGGCGGCAAUCGGCUCUUGGCGAACACAGUGAUAUCUUUCAUGCCAUCACAUGUUCGAGUCUUCACGCUGCGCAUUUGCAGCAGAAGAAGAAUCAUGCGAAAGUCUUCAAGCCAACCAGGAGUCAAAGUUAUGUAUGAGAAGAGAACUUCAACUUCCUGGUCUAGUACCUAAGUAAUUCUAAGGCAAGUUCUUGCUCGUCAUUAUCGAUUGUCUGCUCACUUCAAGGUAGUAACAUAAACAUUCCUUCGCAUUGUCAUCUCACUUCAAGGCCUCCCAUGUAGUUUCCUUAUGGUCCUUCUUUCCUUUUAUUUUGUAGUUUUCUCCUCAUCAUUCUUCCCUAUUAACAAUUGUAGUUUUCCAUCUCCUCAACAUGAUCCUUCUCUAACACUUCGCUCGCCUUUCGGACAGGCUCACUCUUGAGUGGACAAAAAAUUCACGACACAAAGUCGCGAAACUCCUCAUCCAGAAAACGAACUGGAUAACUCUCAGUUUAGGUGAGAGCAGUACUAGCACUACCGACAGUAGUAGAGAAGUUCUUGGGAUCAUGGACAAGAUGAUCAAGAAUGAAACAACUACAACUUCUGAAACUACAAGUAGUACAACUUCUAGUGCUUCUAGUACUCCAAAUCAGCAUGAAACAAAAAGUAGUAGGACAACUAGUAGUUCUUGUUCUCCAGGUUUUUAUCCCCUGAUGCACGCGAUCGAGCGGAUGGAAACACCUCUAGUAAUGCUAAUCUUAAAGUUAAGCCCCUUUCCAGUACUACAAGGGAGAUAUUGUGCCAAAAGAUAUGCGAGAUGAGCAUAUUGAGAGAGUAAUAAGUAAUGGCAGUGGGCUCCUGAGGGAUUGCUACAAAGGAGAUAUUGUACUGGGGAGACGAGGUCUAAUAUAGCAUCCUGAGCACUGCAAGUUGCGGGAUGCAGUGGAUUUAGAUGGCGCACACCCUUUGGAGACUGCCCUUGCUCGUGGCGGGGACUUGUCACUCAUUGAGCCUUUAGUGAGAGCUUACGGGGAUAGUUUGAGUGUGGUGGAGAAAAGCAAUGCCGAAGAUGAAGGGAAAGAAAUACAAAAAACAUCGGCUUCAGCCUCUACUACUUCUUCAUCCAAGAAAGAGAACAACGACGACGCAAAGCAAAACACAAAGUACCAACAGCUGCAAGACAACAAGAAACUCCUUUUCGCACAUGCAUUGCUAAAACAGGCUUUUGGGAAAUUAAGGUCAGCUCUACUUUUUAUCCAUCUUUCUCCCUCAGCAUCUUGGUACGGCCCUUCUUGUGCUUCCCUUGUUGUACUACUCUUUUCAUGUUGGGAACUUCCGAAGAGUAGAAGGUAUCCAGAUGAUGAGGGGACGACCGAGAUGGAUAAACGCUGUCUGACGCUAAGGAAAGGGGAUCUGAAUGUUUGCAAGUAUAUGCUGGAUGUUUUCCCUCCAGAAGCGGUCAAUAUGCAACACGAGAAAGGCGAAACAUUAUUGAUGCAAGUGGCGUACCAAGGUGAUGCAGAGCUUUACGGAGAUGGAUAAGACAUUUUGGUGUAGUUUACAGAAGGAGUUACUACUUCCAUAGUUUUAGUUUCUUUUCUAGCGAAUGGUUUUGGUUGGAAGGAACAUAUUCGUUCUAGCGAAAAUCGAGAUGGAUGAGAUAGAUAUGUUAGUUUUUUACAAAAUAGAGAAUCCCUCGUCCGUCAAAAAUCGAUUCUUUCUCAUAUCCUUUCUCUAAUCGGAGUGCCGACUCCUCCUUGAUCACGCUUCGUUCACCGUAGCAGACGCGGUAGACACUGACGGCGACUCCGCGGUCGUUCACUGCGCCUUAGGUUUGAGCGAGAAAGUGCGCGCUCUGCAGAAUGAUCGGAGAUUUUCCCACGAAGAAAGAGAUCGCGGAGUCUAUACCUAUCAGAUGAGAGACUCGCCAGCUUUGCGGACUUUGGUCGCCCAUCCAAAAGUAACCACCAUAGGGAACCUAAACAAACAAGGGACAACACCAUUGAUGUAUGCGUGUGGAUGUGGUACAACCGAUACAUCUCAUGAUGGUUAGAAGUAGAAUGAUGUACCGUGCUCCGCUAUUCUCACUCCUGUAAUGUAAAGCUGUUUCUGCAUCUGUUACUUGAAAAUGCAAUCUUCAUCAUCAUCUUCACCAUUCCCACUCAUAUUAAUCCAUAAUGUACCUAUAAUACAUCAACUCAUAGGUGCCGCCGCCAUGACCGAUAUCCUCAUCAACGGAAGCAUUGCCGCGAAAAAAGAUCCGGGUCUAGAUACGCGCAUGACAAGUUCAUCUGGUAUCACCAGCCAGGAGGACGAUCGAGAGGGCUUUUCAGCUUUAAUGCUGGCUGCCAGUCAAGGUUUUCACAUCAAUUUAGAGGUCAUUCUUCGCUCUUCCAGGUGCACAAAGGAAACCGUCAACGCAACCGACGGAGAAGGAAAUACGGCGUUGCUCCAUGCGAUUCGUCAUGGCUCGACGCCGUGUGUUGCCUAUCUAGUUUGCCAUCAAUACUUCGACACGAAGUUACAUCUUUUGCAGUCAAAUGCUUUGCCUGUGAUGUUGGCUGCUGGCGAGGGGAGAUUUGACAUCUUAGAAUGGAUUUUCACGAAGACGCUGUUUUCGAUGAACAACUCGUCUUCGCCUCCUCCAUUAGAAUUGAUCGAGACGUUGCUGAGUACGCAAGACGAGAAGGGACGCACCGCUUUGAUGUGGGCUGCUGUCGGGGCUCAUUUCAACGUGUGCAAACAGCUUCUAUCCUUCGCCUUGCGGUUCAACGGGUUGUGCCUGAGCAUGGGGUAUCAAGCAAAGACAGCCACUACUUGUGGGAGUUGUAGUGGGGGAACAUCGUCAUCAUCAUCUUCAUCAUCAUCAUCGUCAUCGUCUCCGUCUAAGAAGAAAAAGGGUGCUCCUAAGAGCAAGACGAAUGCAGCUUCAAGUACAUCUUCCACUUCCUGCAUCAACAACGUUCUUCUAGAUCCCAGGAUCCUGCAAUCGCUCUCUACAGGGCGCUUCAACCUUGCUCAUUUUCUACUUGCACAGCUGGACAACGAUGGAAAGAGCGCAUACACUCUCAGUCGUGGUCGUCGGCAAAUAUGCGAACUCUUUGAACAUUUUGCACCACCUGGUUCUUUAGUAGAUCCAACAUCAAGAUCAACAAGUAGCAAGAGCAACAGUGCUCUACAACAACAACAACAAAGUUCAUCCUCGUCUUCAUCGUCAUCUUCAUCCAGCGCAUCUUCUUCAGGUCCAAAGGCGAACAAUGACGGAGCAGCAGCUUCCUCUUCCAAUGCAACAAUUAUUAAGGCUGUACCUGUACUACUUGUAAUAGAACACUUCGUAAGAAGGAUGUUGGAUUGCAUGGCAUUGCAUGGCAUUGCAUGCAUUGCAUGAGCCGAGGGGGUCAGAGUGCUAGUUAGUUUCAUCCCUGCAUCGAUCCUUGCACCAGCAGACUUCAUCUUUCAGGGUUCUUUACCUCAUAUUGUUUUAUCCAUCUUCUCCGCUCUCUUUGGUUUACAGGUUCUACUUUUCUGUGAAGUUUGUCACAUCGAUUCAUCCUGCCGGUAGGGGUAGGUGCUAUAUGCCUAUUUGGGAUGCACAGAAUAGAAUAUUCAUCUUGUUUCAUCCCUGCAUCCUUGCACCAGCAGAGUUCUUGUUUGACUGCAUCCGUACAUUAGCAGAGUUGUGUGGGGGAGUAUCACAACCACAAGGGAAUACUUCCGUUCCCCAGAUUUUUGAAGGAUGCGACUGAAAGAAGAUGAAUCGCGGAGACCUCUAAAGCAAGUUCCUCCGCAUCUAGUGCCAGUGCAACUGCUUCACAAGGAGCACGAGCUGGAACCACAGAGGACACGGGAAAUACGAAGAACAAACGAAACAAGAGGGGUAAAGGCAUUUCGGUGUCGGAUAAAUCAAGGCUGCAGCAAUUGCUAGCGGCGAAGAAAACUUCUUGA
Molecule: messenger RNA, 7054 nt
Organism: Amoebophrya sp. A25
Lineage: Eukaryota; Dinophyceae; Syndiniales; Amoebophryaceae
Source: the annotation of a GenBank genome assembly